Molecule: messenger RNA, 1415 nt
Organism: Arachis duranensis
Lineage: Eukaryota; Viridiplantae; Streptophyta; Magnoliopsida; Fabales; Fabaceae
Product: F-box protein At3g58530
Exons: 12
Coding region: 107-1192 (361 amino acids)
Biological process (GO): SCF-dependent proteasomal ubiquitin-dependent protein catabolic process
Cellular component (GO): SCF ubiquitin ligase complex
Molecular function (GO): protein binding
Source: RefSeq, a predicted model, not a curated record
UUAGAGACCGUACUAUAUUAUUGUUCAUAAAUCAUAACAGGUAGACUAGUAGGCUAGUAGCAAAGGAUCGAAACCAAAACCAUCAAGGCUGUGUUCUGAGUCAACAAUGGAGGAAACAGAAACGGAAACAGAAAUUGAAGAAGGAAAGGAUGCAAUUUGGUGCAGAGAAACAGUUCCACAGGUUAUGAAGCUUGUUUGUUCAUCGCUGCCUCUCACUCUCUCUCAGACUGACCUCAUCUCUCUCCUCCUCGUCAGUCCAUGGCUCAAUCGCACCCUUCUCUCUUCUCAACCUCUUUGGCAGUCACUCAGUUUUCGAGAGUCGAAUAAUGCUGGGAAUCGCCUUAUUGCUGCUCUUUCUCUGCCUAGAUAUCGCCAUGUAAAGAAGAUUGACCUAGAAUUUGCACGAGACGUUGAAGAUUCGCAUCUCAUCCUUAUUAAGCAAAAGUGCUUUGAAUCUCUUCAAUGCUUGGAGUCUUUAAAUCUCAAUGGCUGCCAAAAAAUCUCAGAUACAGGAAUUGAAGCAAUAACCAGUUGCUGCCCUCAGCUGAAAAUCUUUUCCAUCUACUGGAAUGUGAGGGUGACAGAUACAGGACUGAAACAAACAGUUCAGAACUGCAAAUACAUAGUUGAUUUGAACAUAAGUGGCUGUAAGAAUAUAUCAGACCGUGGCUUACAAUGUGUUGCUGAGAAUUAUCCAGAACUAGUGUCACUGAAUCUGACUAGGUGCAUCAAGAUAACAGAUGAUGGGUUGAAGCAAUUAUUGCACAAAUGCCUAUCUCUUCAGAGUUUGAAUCUCUAUGCAUUGUCUAGUUUCACAGAUGAAGCUUACAAGAAAAUAUGCCUUCUGGAGCAUCUCAAGUUUUUGGAUCUCUGUGGUGCACAGAAUCUUUCAGAUGAAGGACUUUCCUAUAUUUCUAAGUCCAAGAACCUUGCAUCUCUGAAUCUGACAUGGUGUGUCCGAGUGACUGAUAAAGGAGUUAUAUCCAUUGCACAAAACUGUACCUCUCUUGAAUUUCUAAGCUUGUUUGGAAUAACUGGUGUGACUGAUAAAUGCCUGGAGGAACUCUCAAAGUCAUGUUCUGACAAAAUUACAACUCUUGAUGUGAAUGGAUGUAUAGGAAUCAAGAGACGGAGCCGCGAAGAAUUGCUACGGUUAUUUCCAAACUUGAAAUGCUUUAAGGUGCAUAGUUGAUAGUUGAUGCCCUUUAUGGUAUUUCGCCAAGUGAAAAUUUUUAUUCUAUUUAAAACAUUUUACAAGCAUAUAACUGAAAAAGUUGUUUGUCUCAUUCCAAGCAAUUCUUUCAGCAUUUUCUGUGUUGCUUUUUUCUUUUCUUUUUCUUUUAACAAAUUUGUAGCAAAACAAGUGAGCCUCUGUAUUUUGACUUCAAAUAGUGUACUUGAUUUUUUUGAAGAUA